This is a messenger RNA of Exophiala oligosperma, 2160 nucleotides long. RefSeq lists its product as uncharacterized. The transcript is spliced from 4 exons. Bases 81 to 2135 code for a protein of 684 amino acids. Gene Ontology annotation, biological process: regulation of DNA-templated transcription; DNA-templated transcription. Gene Ontology annotation, molecular function: zinc ion binding; DNA-binding transcription factor activity, RNA polymerase II-specific; DNA binding. The record is from RefSeq and is a predicted model, not a curated record. NCBI's taxonomy places the organism in Eukaryota, Fungi, Ascomycota, Eurotiomycetes, Chaetothyriales, Herpotrichiellaceae.
UCUCUGACAAGUCUCAGUACUGCUAUCUCCACAUCUUCACUGAUCCACGCACCAGAGGAUCCUGAUGAACCUUUGCAAAGAUGCAGUCAACCCGCGCCUCAGGAAGUAGAGAUAGGCGACCGUCCUAUGAUACCCCCAAACGGUCGGCAUUGGCUUGUAACCGUUGUCGUGGUCGAAAGACCAAGUGUAAAGGAACUCCGCCUCUGCAAUGCCCGGCUUGCGAAGAAGCAGGAGUUGAGUGUAUUUAUACCGAGACAGAAAGACGAGUCCCCGUACUAGAAAGCGUUCUUCUCGACCUUCAAGCCCGCGCAAGAGCUGCAGAUCACAUCCUAGGAGCAAGACAAAGCAACGACACCUCACCUCUGAGCACCGAAGAGCCUAUGCACAAAGAGGACGAUGAUUGGUGGUACAAAGGGAUGGAUACCUUGCUCCUCAGUCGCUCUGGCGAGCAUCACUAUGUCGGAACCGCAUCGUCGACCUAUCUUGCGCAAAAGCUGAACCCAACCGCGGACACAAAUUUGGCAUGGGAUGUGCAUCCAAUGUACAAAGAUCCAUCAUCGCUGCAGAGGCCCUCUGCUCCCAUCAUGCCACAAUUGCCUCCUUAUGAGUUUGCAAGAAGACUGUAUGGCGCACAAUAUAUCUACAUUGGGACAAUCUUUUCUUUCCUGCAGCCAGACACUUUUGAAAAGCGAUUGCAACAAGCCUAUGGGCAUCCUCCAAAUCUGGGCAACAGGGAAGAAUGUCUUGCCUACUGUCAAAUCCUGCUGAUCUUUGCAUAUGGCCAAAUGUAUUCCGUCAAUCAGUGGUCAGGUAAUGAUGGACCACCAGGCUUCACAUAUUUCAAGCAUGCGUUAUGGCUUCUUCCCGAUAUUCACCAGGAAGGCUCAAUCUUGUUUGUGGAAGUAUUAAGUCUCAUUGCUCCAUAUAUGCAGAACUUGAAUCGGAAAGACGCCGCUUUUCUAUACAUCGGUCUGGCUUUGAGAAUGGCCAUAUCCCUCGGACUUCAUCAAGAGAUAGACGACCCAACCAUGGAUAUGGUGGAACAAGAACAUCGACGAAGAGUAUGGUGGUCUGUGUACAGUAUGGACCGAAUCAUUUCGGUCAAGUCUGGCAAUCCUAUAUCAAUUCACGAUGAGGACAUUGAUGUUGCCUGGCCAAGCCCGAUACCGGGCAUUGAUGCAAAUUUAUCACCACCCAGAGUGUUGGCACACUAUACGCAGCUCUCUCGGAUCCUAGGCAGGAUUGGUGAGGGAAUAUAUCGCAAGAAACACAAGACCGGGACCAAUCUCUUGACAUCUGUGCAGAGCAUCAUGCAUGAUCUGUCUGAAUGGUUGAGUCAUGUUCCACAAGAGCUGAGAAUCAAUUUCUCGGCCUUGGACCGACCCCUUUCACGUGAAGGCAUAUCAACCUUUCUUCACUACUAUCAAUGUAUCAACAUGACGACCAGGCCAACGCUCCUCUAUGUCUGCCAGAAAAGAUUAGAUGCUCUUGCUACUGGCCUGGCUCCCUUGAACUGGAAAGAAGGUCUCUCGCCCAAUGUGAUCACUAUCAUUGAGACUGCGGUCAGGGCUGCUCGUGCGAGCACGAUGAUCAUGAGUGCAGCUGCGAGCCAAAAUCUAUUUGCAACGUAUGGUUUCAUGGACGGCGAACAUGCCUUUUCGGCUUCGCUUACUCUCGUCAUGGUCAACGUUGCAUUUCCCUACAAUGAGAAAGACGCCACUGCUAUGGAGACUGCGCUUUCAGUUCUUCGAGGAAUGGCGGCGAAAGGAAACGAGUACAUCGAGGCAAGAUUGACUCUUUUGAUGAACCUCCGUGCAAGUAUCGGACCUCGUCUGCCGACCCGCAAUCCCGCCAUGCCAGCGAACGUUGCCAUGUCACAAUUUCAGGAGUCAGUUCCUUACACCUCUGUAACCGUUCCAAUGGCGAUUCCGAUACAACCGCAAGAUAAUAUUUUGCAAUUUGAUAGUAGUUUCCAACCUUUACAGGACGUGUCUUUCGAUUUCGACACAGAGGAAGACCCAAAGUUCUGGGAAGAAUUGACUGGUAAUUUCGAUAUCGAUAUGAACAUGGAUACUGGCUGGAUAGAAAAUGCUCUGCGAAACGAAACGUAUCAUCACAAUCAUCCUGGUUCAUAGCCAGCUCAUAAUUGUGUGGAAGAAU